Molecule: messenger RNA, 2056 nt
Organism: Rubroshorea leprosula
Lineage: Eukaryota; Viridiplantae; Streptophyta; Magnoliopsida; Malvales; Dipterocarpaceae
Source: the annotation of a GenBank genome assembly
ACUUGCAUUUCUUUCUCUGCAAAACUUCUGCGAAAAGCUUUAUUGUACGUUUCUUGUGCGUAAACUACGGUAACAACUGGGGAUCUCUACAUCAAAUCUUUCGAAACCGAAAUCAGGUAAUGUAUACGAACUUUUGAUUUUAAGUUAAUCGAAGUGUCUCUCUCCUUUCUCCCUUUCUGUGAUUGAUUUAGAAUCCUUUGAAGGAAGUUAGGGUUAGAGGUGAGGAGGAUUUUGAAUGUUCAACAAAAAAGGGGGGUUUUUCUUUUUUUUUAAAAAAAAAAAAGAUCCUGACUUAUUCCUCCCCCUAACUUCGUGCAAAGUUAGAGAAAAUGUCCUCAGAAGGAACAGAAAGUGUAGUUGGGAGUGAGGUGAUGCCCCUGGACUAUGGGAGCAUGGACGCAGAGAGUAGUCCAUCUCCAUCUAGUUCGAAGAAAACGGUGGAGGGGGUGAGAGGAGAUGAGGUGGUGGAGGUUGGGGAAAAAGAGAUGGUUAGGGUAGAUAGCAUACCCAUCACCGUAGUAGAAGUAGAGGGUAGAGGAGAGAGAGAUAGUGGAGGAGGUGAAGCAGCCAGCUGGGGUAGAGGUGAGGGCGUGCUCUGCUCCUCAGGAUCACUGGAUGCCUGUGUAUUCCCACUAUUUGAUAGCGGGACUCAGGGGGGUAGUAGGAGAGAUAAGGGGUGGUAUUAUUUCACCUCGAGGGUAGCUAGUAAGGAGAGUAGGUCGUUGUUUACGGCGGGUCCUUCAUCCAUUAAAGGAUGGAAGGAGAAAUUCUUUUUUGUAGAUGAUACGGAGUGGGGGAAAAGGGAUGCCGAGGUGAGGGAGUUAGCCUCCUGGAAGGCCAAAAAGGCCAACCAGAAUAGUGCACAAUGCAUAGAAGCUGCCGAGCUCUAUGGGCCAAGCGCUUUGAGUGAAGCUGAAAUGGACCAAUUCUUGAACACUGUUGGAGGAGCGGCCAUUCCCAAGAAGCCAAGGAAGAAGUCAAAGACUUCAACCAAGCAAGUGGAUGAGGGGAGGGCAAGAAAGGAGGUAGUGCCCACGAUCUCAGCUGAGGUGGAGGAGGAAGUGCCACAAUUGAAGAGAAAGGGGUGCGAGGAGAGGAGGGCACUGCAGAAGAAGCAGAGGGUGGUGGAGGAGGAGACGGGGAAUGAGGUCCCUGUGUUCGUACCUCAGCCUUCUCCUGUUGAGCUGGACCCUGAGCUCAGACAGUUGGAGGAGGGGGCUGAGCUGCAAAAGGAGAAGGAGGAGUUGGAGAAGAAAAAUAAGGAGCUGCAAGAGUCUCUGAACGAGGUGGUUCCAACUGUUUCACAGUUGGAGCAGGAGAGGGCUUCCCUGAGCACCAAGCUCACUUUUGAGGAGAGCAAACGAAGGAUCGUUGAAAGCGAGCGUGAGGCUCAGGCGCAAGAAAUGAAGCUGAUGACGGAGGCAUUCAAAGAGCUGAAGGGGAACAUGCGGAAGUUGGUGCAUAAUGGGAUGAAGGAGCAUAUCAACAACUUCAUCAAUUCCAGCUCCUUUGAUAGCAUCGUCAACUUGUACCGGCUGCCCACUGCCAUCAUUGUUUUCACAGACUGCAGAAAGAAGGUGAAGGCUGAAUAUCCCGAAGUGGAUGUGACAAAGGUCACCUUCGGCGAGCAAGAAGGAGGAGUGGAGGAGGAUGGCGAGAGCAUGUCAGCAGACUUCCGUCCUCAGAUUAAGCUGAGGUGGGAGGAUGAUGCAGACGGUCUUACUGUUUUUCCUCCACAGUUCGACUUCGAGUUCGUUGCAGUGGAGGAAGAAGGGGCAGAGGUAGAGGAAGACAAGAUGGAGGCAGGAGUGGAGGGAACUGAAGUGGGUGAGAUCCAACCAGUUCUAGAAGUGGAGAUUCAUCCAGUUCCUUCUGACGAUGAGCAGCCUCCUCUGCCGGACGAGUAGCAGCCAACUCAGCCACCUCCUCCAACUGAGCAGGAGCCAGUGGAGCCACCUCUCCCAUCAGAGAAAUAAUUUUGUUUUUUGAUUUUUUGUAAAGACAGUUAAACAGUUUGUAAUAUUUAUGUUAUUCUGAAUGAAAAUUCAUUUUUGAA